AUGAACACUCUGGUGUCCUGGCAGUUGGUAUUCUUCCUCUGUACCACCUCCUUCAGGGGGACAGUGGAAAAGAUGGCAACUCCGGGUUCUCCAGGUCUGCAGCUGGGCCCCCAAGCCCUGCUGACCACCAGAGAGCAGAGCCUGUGCUGUGCAGAGACCAAGUCCAGCCCUAUGCGCCCUCUGGGGUCUCCCCAGUACCCCUCCACCCACAGCCCAGAGGGGCUGAGGCGUGCCUGGCUGUGGCUGUUUGCACCCCGCAGACGCCUGAUCCCCACCCCACGGGGCACUGUGCUGGUGCAGCGUGAAAAAGAGCCCGAGGCCUAUAACAGAAACUCCUUUGGCCUGCGCUAUGGCAAGCGGCAGGCUGGAGGCAGGGGUGCACGGCGGGGCUGA
Suncus etruscus (white-toothed pygmy shrew) is the source of this 393-nucleotide messenger RNA. RefSeq names its product KiSS-1 metastasis suppressor (gene KISS1). The transcript is spliced from 2 exons. Gene Ontology annotation, cellular component: neuron projection. Gene Ontology annotation, molecular function: kisspeptin receptor binding. Gene Ontology annotation, biological process: G protein-coupled receptor signaling pathway; positive regulation of cytosolic calcium ion concentration. The record is from RefSeq and is a predicted model, not a curated record. Lineage: Eukaryota; Metazoa; Chordata; Mammalia; Eulipotyphla; Soricidae. Bases 1 to 393 code for a protein of 130 amino acids.